AUGAGCAAUGUCGCCGUCCUCAAGAAACUCAGCAACAUGUUGUCCAACACCAACUCGCAAUUGACCAACGACUCGGUCGAGGAAGUCGAUCUUCUGCUGUCAAACACCAACGCCCUGCUGAUUCUUCAACUUGUCAAGGAUUUCACUGGCCUUAUUGAGAGCAUCACGCCUGUCAUCACGCCGGCGCUGCUCGCCAAGGUCGGCGGUCUUUAUGACACGGCCAGUUGA
Molecule: messenger RNA, 228 nt
Organism: Penicillium maclennaniae
Lineage: Eukaryota; Fungi; Ascomycota; Eurotiomycetes; Eurotiales; Aspergillaceae
Exons: 1
Coding region: 1-228 (75 amino acids)
Source: RefSeq, a predicted model, not a curated record